AGAAAAUGAGCCUCAAGAGACAGAAAUUCAUGGGCUUUGGAAGCAGCAAGAUUAGUAAGCAGAUGGUCAAAAACUUCCCAGAAGGAUUCUUUGGAGGCAAAAGGAAAGGGGAUUCAAGGAAUUUUGGAUUAGUGGAGGGACAAAAGAAUCCUAGGAGUUGUAUUGAUACAGGGAAAGCGAAUAUCAAAAGGCACUGAAUUAGAUUCAGUGAUCCUACUAAAAGAAGGCAAAAGAUUCCUGUUAUUGAAAAUAAAUUUGCUUCUGUAGUAAAGCCUGAAGAAAUGAAUAAUCAACUAGUCUCUCCUUCGGAGAGCGAUUCUAGUCUUCGAAAUUUUAUCGAUAAAAAGAAGAAAAACAUGGCUUAUCCACAAGAUAAAAUACCCUAUUUUCCAGAAGAUGCAGACAAAAUUGAUAAAUAUAACUCUCAAAUAAAUAACAAUGACGAGAGAUGAGGACAAAAUCAAUUUUUAUACUUAUAAACUAUCCACAAAAUAGAGUAAAUAAUCUUGAUUAUAAGGAGAACUUAGCUGAAGGGCCAUUUCAAUCAGCUAAAAAUACAAGAGUUAAUAGAAAGGUUGGACUUAAUACACCUGGAGUUAAUAAAGUUCAACCACAUGUAUCAUACUUAUCAGUUUCCAACUUGAAAAGGAAUCCUUCAAUAAACAAUGUUAUCACUAAGAAUUCCUCAGCUAUCAAGAAGUCAAGUUCAAAUCCGAGGGAUAGCAGAGGGUCUUACAUUAAGCAGAAUGCUAAGCUAUUGCUUGCUUUGAAGGCAGAAACCCCAUCCUUAACGUUUGGUCGGAGUAGAAGACAUGCUAGUAAUUAUAUCAGCAAUCAUGCAAACUUUACUUCAGAGAAGGACAAAGGAUAUAUACUCCCGGUUCUUCAAAAGAGAUCAAGAAGUGAUACAAAAAGGGCCCAUUCUGAGUCUCCUAGCAGGAACGCAAAUGCUAAUAGUGUUGUUAAUAACAAGGAUGAUAUUCUAAACUCUAUGAAGUACAACUUCGUUGGAAAUCAGGGAGCACCCCAAAAUGUGAAAGUUGAGAAGCCUCUAUUCCUUAAAGGAUACACUAAAUCGCUACAAAGGAGUAAUAGCGAAAAUAGGAUGAGAAAUAUCUAUAAAAAUAGCAUUAUUCACAAGAAGUCCCUUAACGACGAUCCAGAUGUGUUUAAACAAAUUGACUUUGAUAAGUUAAAUUCUGAAAAGAAACCUAAGUCUGGACUGCAAGGUAUUAGGAGAGAUACUCUGGGCACAAAGACUUUGUGUCAUAAUAUCUUUGGAAUCACAAAUAAUGGAUCCGCAAACCUCAUUACCCAAGAAAAUGACGUGGGAGGUAUGGAUGAGAGUCCAAACCCCAUUCCUUUUAAUAUUGCCAAGCUUAGCAAUCCUUCACAAGAGUGCUCAGAAUAUAGUGAUGAUGUAGUCUCAAAGUACAACUGAACUUUCUUUCCUAAAGAUAUCGAAAAUGACAGCCAAGGAAAUUUAAUGACUCGAGUUGGCAAAGAUAUUCAAGCGAAACAACCAUGGGAAGAAGAAAUUAAGAAACAAAAUGAUAAAACUAGUGGUUUAGAGCAAGAUUGAGGAUUUUUGGAAGGAGCUGAUGAGAGGAAGGAUGCUAAAGAGGUAGUUGAAGAUGAAAAAAACAAAUCUUUAUUUAACCCGUUUGAAGUAGCAAAGAAUCCUAAAAACAGGAAUAAACAGCUAGAGUUUGUUAUUGGGAAGAGUAAAUCAGAUUUGGGAAUGGCUGAUGGAUUUUUGAGUAAGGUGCAGAACUCUGUGAAUUCUCCUCCAAAUAGGCAUAGCGAAGUCCAAAGAUACAAUCAUAAUUAUACAAGGAUGAAUUAUAAAAGUGACCCCAAUUCAUUUAAAUCUGAUGAGGUAGCCACAUCCAAGUGAUCAGUUUCAAGCAAGACUAACAAAGAAGCAUCAACGUAUAUAUUAUAGAAAACUCAAGCAUGUCUCAAACCCCAUCACAGCGCCAAAAGUUUUCAGCCUUAAAAGACUCUCCUGCCACUACGAAGGACCCCAACAACCCCUUCUCUCCAUUCAACAAUCACCACUAACCCACCUUCCCUAAUCUAACAUCUUUCUUAUUUCCAC
This is a messenger RNA of Moneuplotes crassus, 2101 nucleotides long. NCBI's taxonomy places the organism in Eukaryota, Ciliophora, Spirotrichea, Euplotida, Euplotidae. The record is from the annotation of a GenBank genome assembly.